AUGGAUUUGGGAAAUCACACCAGCGUCAAAGAGUUUGUAUUUCUGGGACUCACUCAGUCCCACGACCUGAGCUUGGUCUUAUUUCUGCUUUUGUGUUUUGUGUUUUUGAUAACUCUGCUGGGAAACCUCCUCAUCAUGGUGACAGUGACCUGUGACUCCCGCCUUCACACCCCGAUGUACUUCCUGCUCCGCAACCUCUCUGUCUUGGACAUCUGCUUCUCCUCCAUCACUGCACCCAAGGUCCUUGUAGACCUUCUUGCAAGGAAAAAGACCAUCUCCUUCCAAGGCUGCUUCACCCAGAUGUUCUUCUUCCACUUUCUUGGUGGCGCAGACAUUUUUUCUCUCUCAGUCAUGGCCUUUGACCGCUACGUGGCUAUUUUCAGGCCCCUGCACUAUGUGACCAUCAUGAGCAGGGGGCGCUGCACAGCCCUUAUUGCCGCUGCCUGGCUGGGAGGCUUUGUCCACUCCAUCGUGCAGAUCGCCCUCUUGCUCCCACUCCCCUUCUGUGGACCCAACGUUCUUGACACUUUCUACUGCGAUGUGCCACAGGUGCUCAAACUUGCCUGCGCUGACACCAUUGUCCUGGAGAUCCUCAUGAUUUCCAACAAUGGCCUGGUCACUACACUGUGGUUUAUCUUCCUGCUCAUGUCCUACAUGAUCAUUCUGAUGAUGCUGAGGUCACACACAGGUGAGGGCAGGAAGAAAGCCAUCUCCACUUGCACCUCUCACAUCACCGUAGUGACCCUGCACUUUGUGCCCUGUAUCUAUGUCUACGCCCGGCCCUUCACCACCCUCCCAGCGGAUAAACCCAUCCAUGUCAUCUUCACAGUCAUCUCCCCUCUGCUCAACCCCUUGAUCUACACCCUGCAGAACCAGGAGAUGAAGUCAGCCUUGCAGAGACUCAGGAAGAGACUUGGACCUUCUGAAAGGGAAUGA
Molecule: messenger RNA, 936 nt
Organism: Cavia porcellus (domestic guinea pig)
Lineage: Eukaryota; Metazoa; Chordata; Mammalia; Rodentia; Caviidae
Product: olfactory receptor 4D11-like
Exons: 1
Coding region: 1-936 (311 amino acids)
Biological process (GO): G protein-coupled receptor signaling pathway
Cellular component (GO): plasma membrane
Molecular function (GO): G protein-coupled receptor activity; olfactory receptor activity
Source: RefSeq, a predicted model, not a curated record